AUGUCCGGACGCGGAAAGGGAGGCAAGCUGGCUGCUGUGGCCAAGUUUCUGCUCACGCUGGCGGGAGAUGGCCGGGGCAACAAGAAGAAGCGAAGCAGACAGCAGCACAAGAGGCAGUGCUACCGCUGCCAGAAGCUUCAACAGUUGCAGGAAGAACUUAGGAUGAUGCAGAAGAAGACACCCGCCCCCGACUCCACCUUUACGGUUGGACGACAACUAGGGGUGGAUGUGGCGAUGCAAACGGGCGUCCCUCCGAAACCUGUAGCAAUUCAGGAAACUGGGGAGGCUGCUGGAGAGGUUGCUGAGGAAAAGGAGGAGGUGGUACAGCAGCUGAAAGAAGAGGACGACGAAGAGGCAGCACAAGUCGCUGCUGAGGCUGCCAACACGGUCAUUGGGGCAAGCAUUGAUUUACCCUUUGAAGGGCUAUUGGGAAGGAACUUCCCGGACGAGUAUACCACAACAGCUAAAUUGGGAACGUCGCCAAACAGAAGUAGCGGCAAAAGAGUUACAAGAAACCAGAGGUACGCAAACAGCUUGCAGAUUCCUUACGGGGUGGAGUUCUGCAAGCUGCCUACGCAAAAUUCGCCCAUAGAUUACAUCGAUCGAGAAAGUAUGUCUGAUUCUGAAGAUGAUCUAACUGAGAAACAAUUACGAAUUAUAGUACUGGGGGAACCCGCUACAGGGAAGACUUCUUUAGUUUCUCGCUACUGCUAUGAUCAUUUCUCGCGACAGUAUUGUCCAACAUCUGGAGUAGACUUUUUCCUAAAGAAAGCAUCACUUGGUAGCUUAAAAGAUAUUUCAUUACAAAUCUGGGACAUAGGUGGUCGUGUGUUAUCAGGCAACUUGCUUGAUAAAUAUGUACUUGGAGCUAAUAUUGUUUAUGCAGUGUAUGAUGUCACUAGUAUGCCUAGUUUUGAGGGAUUAUAUUCUUGGCUUGAGGCAGUAAGAAGAAUAUGUGCUGCCCAGGAACGUCAGCCCCUCAUUUGUAUACUAGGAAAUAAAUGUGACUUAGAGCAUCAAAGAUGUGUUCGUCUUGAUCGACACAACAUGUUUGUUCAGGAAAAUAAUGUGUCAUCGUAUCUUGUCUCAGCAAGAACAGGAGAAAUGGUGGCUUUAUGCUUCCAGAAGAUGGUAGCUCAUGUGUUGGGCAUCCAAUUAUCUCGAGCUGAGCAAGAAGAGCAACAACCUGUUAUGAGAGCAGAAAUUGUGGCUGCUCCACCUGUUAUUCCAGAGAACUCUUCAACCAUUACACGCACCUCUUCAGUUUGUGUUAUCCAGUGAAUGUCACAUUGUUGCUUUGUAUCAUCCUUUUGUAAUUUUUAAAUCUCUCUCCAACAGAUCUGAAGAAAGCUAAUAACUGUUCACAAACACUGUUCUGAGAAAUUACAGAACAGUACAGCUGUUGAUAUCUUGAAGGGACUAUAAACUGGAAAACAAAUAUAAUAAGAUGAAAAAUUAAAUGAACACUAAUAGGAAACUACAUACACAAUGGCUACUGUAUAAAUAGUGCUUAACAUUUUAAUCUUUUAAUUUAUAUACUAUAAAACAUAGAAAAAUCAUUGUUUUCAA
Messenger RNA from Schistocerca nitens (vagrant locust), 1569 nucleotides. RefSeq names its product ras-related protein Rab-28-like. Gene Ontology annotation, molecular function: GTP binding; GTPase activity. The transcript has 9 exons. The record is from RefSeq and is a predicted model, not a curated record. Gene Ontology annotation, cellular component: endosome; Golgi apparatus. Lineage: Eukaryota; Metazoa; Arthropoda; Insecta; Orthoptera; Acrididae. The coding region runs from base 1 to 1281 and encodes 426 amino acids.